UGACAUGUGUGGUUAUUUGUGUUUAUUACAAAAGCAAUUGAGUUGAUUAUAAUAUUAUACAUAUGUACAAAUGUUAGGAUGAUAACUACGCAUUUAAUGUCAUCUAAUGAAUUGAACAUAGUUAAAAUGUGUUUCUUAGUUAAUUGCCUUAAACGAUUCAAAAGUUCACAACAAUGGUUAAGUCGUCAAAAAGCAGAUCCCUACGUGGAAAAGGCCAAAAUAUAUAAUUACAGGUGUCGAAGUGCAUUUAAGCUUUUGGAAAUGAAUGAAAAAACCAAUAUCCUCACACCAGGAUUAACUGUUAUCGAUCUAGGUGCUUCUCCUGGGUCAUGGACUCAAGUUGCAGUUCAGAAAACAAACUCUGAUGGAGCUGAUAAAAGUAAACCAAAGGGAACUGUACUGUCGAUCGACAAACUUCAAAUAUUUCCUAUACAGGGUGCUACAAUUAUGAGUAAUAUGGAUUUCUCAACAAUAGCAGCUCAUGAUAAAGUGGUGGAAACACUUAACGGCAAGAAGGUUGACUUAGUGUUAUCUGAUAUGGCCCCAAGUGCGACUGGCAUUAGAGAAUUAGACAAGGAUAGAAUUUUAGGACUCUGUUAUAUGGCAAUUCGAUUUGCAGCUCUAGUCACUAAAGUUGACGGAAAUUUAUUAUUCAAAGUCUGGGAUGGGAAGGAGGUACCAAUAUUAGAAAUGGAUUUAGAAAGGUUUUAUAAAAGUACAAAGAUAUUGAAGCCAAAAGCGAGUAGAUCUGACUCAUCUGAGAAGUUUAUUCUUGCAAGAGGAUUUAAGGGUAUUCAGAGGCCAUUGCAAAAUGGACGCUGGGGAUAAAACUCAUGUUAAAAUUAGAAAAUGUUAAGUUCUAUACAAGAUUA
Papilio polytes (common Mormon) is the source of this 872-nucleotide messenger RNA. It is a transcript of the gene Mrm2, whose product is annotated as rRNA methyltransferase 2, mitochondrial. NCBI's taxonomy places the organism in Eukaryota, Metazoa, Arthropoda, Insecta, Lepidoptera, Papilionidae. Gene Ontology annotation, molecular function: rRNA (uridine-2'-O-ribose)-methyltransferase activity. Bases 79 to 828 code for a protein of 249 amino acids. The record is from RefSeq and is a predicted model, not a curated record. Gene Ontology annotation, biological process: RNA methylation. Gene Ontology annotation, cellular component: mitochondrion. The transcript has 3 exons.